This is a messenger RNA of Globicephala melas (long-finned pilot whale), 1587 nucleotides long. It is a transcript of the gene ACTL6B, whose product is annotated as actin like 6B. Gene Ontology annotation, molecular function: chromatin binding. Gene Ontology annotation, cellular component: NuA4 histone acetyltransferase complex; SWI/SNF complex. Gene Ontology annotation, biological process: nervous system development; regulation of transcription by RNA polymerase II; chromatin remodeling. The record is from RefSeq and is a predicted model, not a curated record. Lineage: Eukaryota; Metazoa; Chordata; Mammalia; Artiodactyla; Delphinidae.
GAUUGGCCGCCCCGCGCCCCGCCCCGCCCGGGGUCCCGGGAGCUGUCCGGCAGCCUCGGUGCUGAUCCCGCCGCUGCCCACGGGCCGCGAGCAGCGCUGAGGGCACUAUGAGCGGGGGCGUCUACGGCGGAGAUGAGGUGGGGGCGCUGGUCUUUGACAUUGGCUCCUUCUCAGUCCGCGCUGGGUACGCUGGGGAGGACUGCCCCAAGGCUGACUUUCCCACCACAGUGGGGCUGCUGGCCGCGGAGGAGGGGGGCGGGCUGGAGUUGGAGGGGGAGAAGGAGAAGAAAGGGAAGAUCUUUCACAUCGACACCAAUGCCCUCCACGUGCCUCGGGAUGGAGCAGAGGUCAUGUCACCCCUCAAGAAUGGCAUGAUCGAGGACUGGGAGUGCUUCCGUGCGAUCCUGGAUCACACCUACAGCAAACACGUCAAGUCUGAGCCAAAUCUACACCCAGUGCUCAUGUCCGAGGCCCCGUGGAACACACGGGCCAAGCGGGAGAAGCUGACGGAGCUGAUGUUCGAGCAGUACAACAUUCCUGCCUUCUUCUUGUGCAAGACAGCUGUGCUUACUGCCUUUGCAAAUGGACGCUCCACAGGUCUGGUGCUGGACAGUGGGGCCACCCACACCACGGCCAUUCCAGUGCACGAUGGCUACGUCCUGCAGCAAGGCAUUGUCAAGUCACCCCUGGCAGGGGACUUCAUCUCCAUGCAGUGCCGAGAGCUCUUCCAGGAAAUGGCAAUUGAUAUCAUCCCGCCUUACAUGAUCGCAGCCAAGGAGCCCGUACGGGAGGGCGCCCCCCCAAACUGGAAGAAGAAGGAGAAGUUACCCCAGGUUUCCAAGUCCUGGCAUAACUACAUGUGCAAUGAGGUGAUCCAGGACUUCCAGGCCUCCGUGCUGCAGGUCUCGGACUCUCCCUAUGACGAGCAGGUGGCUGCGCAGAUGCCCACAGUGCACUACGAGAUGCCCAAUGGCUACAACACAGACUAUGGUGCGGAGCGGCUCCGCAUCCCUGAGGGCCUGUUUGAUCCCUCCAAUGUCAAGGGCCUUUCGGGGAACACCAUGCUAGGUGUGGGCCACGUGGUGACCACCAGCAUCGGCAUGUGCGACAUUGACAUUCGCCCGGGCCUGUACGGCAGUGUCAUUGUCACUGGUGGGAACACGCUGCUCCAAGGCUUCACUGACAGGCUCAAUCGAGAGCUUUCCCAGAAGACUCCACCGAGCAUGAGACUGAAGCUCAUCGCCAGCAACAGCACCAUGGAGCGCAAGUUCAGCCCCUGGAUCGGGGGCUCCAUCCUGGCCUCACUGGGCACUUUCCAGCAAAUGUGGAUCUCCAAGCAGGAAUAUGAGGAGGGCGGGAAGCAGUGUGUGGAGCGGAAGUGCCCCUGAGGGCGCCCGCUCCCCGUCCACAGGCCCGCCUGCAGCGGUGGGGGAGGGAACGCGAAAGCAAGGAGAUGGUUUCCCCCACCUCUGCUCCGCCAGCGCAGACCGAAGCCCCCAACGCUGCCAGCGCCCGCUUUUCUUCCCUUCCCCACUCGUCCUCUUAGAUUGUGAUGUUUCUGGGUUGAAAGGAGUAAAAAUGUUUUAA